UGAUAAUAAUAUCCUGAGUUACAAUGUCCUAGAUUUUUGUGGAACAAGUUAAUAUUGUGGUUGAUUUCCUGAGUGAUUGAUUGAUUUGUUGGAUGAUUGAUACUUAAAAGUACCAGAUAUCAAACUGAGUCAAUAUUUGACAUAGGAUCUCAAUUCAGUACUGUACACCGAUAAGAGGUUUUUCUUUUUGCUUUUAUGCUAAACUUGGUAGCUUUUGUAGUGAAAACUAAUGAAGCGUUGAUCUUCCUAAGCUAGCAGAUAGUAUUGCAGAGACCAGCAUUUCUACUAGAUGAUCCACUCACUGAAGCAGAGCGACAAUAAUUCAAGCAGGUAUCAAUGAAAAUCAUAUGCAUAGAUAAAGAUCUACACAUGCAUAGGGAUUAACAAAGGUGUAAUUCCGCAUCGCAGACUUCCGACGAAGAUUUCCAAUAUGAUCAUGCUGUCUUCUUGUCAACAUAUAAAUUCCUUUGGAGUAUUAUAUUUUUGCAACUCCCAUUUUAUUGGUAAUUCUCGACAGUAAUGUAUGUUCCUGCGGUUGUUGUAAGAGGAAUUGAACAUUAAAAGAUGUCAGUGCUCUGGAUUUUGGAUUAAACUCUGGAAUGAUCCAUUAUCCGUUAAAGUUUUCCGCAUAAAUUAUCAUCAGGAAAACUCAUAUUUUACAUAAUGCGUGAAUCAAUUUUGAAGAUUGUCCAUGGAAAUAGAAGAAACUGCAAUUUUGAAACAACAUGGAAAUUGUCGUAGUGUAUGGGUACAUUGCGUGAAAAUACAAUGUUAUUUUGACUUCUUGAUUCCGUGCGUGUUUUGUCAACGUGUGAUAUUCACACAUGGGAAACAUUGAGUUUCGGACACCCGAGUGCUUGUGCUUACCGUCGGUCUUGUUCUCCCGCUCCAGCAAGUGUUACCCCACCAAGUCGAAUGUCACAGCACAGAAGGAAGCCUUGCGACUGUAUAUGUUUGCAAAUGAACUUACACGUACAAAACGUGACCAUCAUAGAAGUGGGCAUGGGUACGAGAGUUCAUCAACGUUAAUGAGUAGUGAUAUUGAAUCUACGAGCUACUGUGGUACGACAGAUGACGAUAGCAGAUUCAGUAGUACAACAGAGAGCAGUCGACGACUGAUGGGAAAACGACCCAAGAGGAGGGUUAGGCCAAAGAGACGACCUCAAAAAGUUCAACGGGCCUCGUCAUUCAGUAGCAUCACCGAUUCCACGAUGUCUCUAAACAUCAUCACAGUCACAUUGAAUCUUGAUAAGAUAAAUUUUCUUGGUAUUAGUAUAGUAGGUCAGAGUAAUAAAGGUGGAGAUGGAGGGAUAUAUGUAGGGUCUAUAAUGAAAGGUGGAGCUGUUGCAGCAGAUGGCAAGAUAGAGCCAGGUGACAUGAUAUUACAGGUCAAUGAGCAUAGCUUUGAAAACUUGAAUAACGAUGACGCAGUGCGAGUUCUACGAGAAGCGGUCCAAAAACCAGGGCCUAUACGACUUGUUGUCGCCAAGUGUUGGGACCCAACGCCUAAAGGCUACUUCACAAUACCAAGAAUAGGUGAACCAGUACGGCCUAUAGACCCCGGCGCUUGGGUAGCACAUACCAAUGCCAUGAAAGAAUAUGCAGCUGCAGCAUCACGCGGAGGACCCAUUAGCCCAUCGAUGACUUCGAUGACCUCAGCUACUUCGUCAAUUACUAGCUCCAUUCCAGAGUCUGAUCUUUGUUUCGCAAAAGGUUACGAUGACAUAGGACCGCUGAACGUCAACAAACCUAUGCUGACAGUAGUACGUGCAAUGGCAGCCCCCGACUCAGGCCUAGAUAUUCGAGACAGAAUGUGGUUGAAAAUCAAAAUCCCAUGCGCAUUUAUAGGAUCCGAUGUUGUUGAGUGGUUAUUUACACACGUGGAAGGGUUCCAAGAUAGAAGGGACGCACGCAAGUAUGCCACUGGUAUGCUGAAGAUGAACUACAUAAAACAUACUGUGAACAAGAUAACUUUUUCGGAGCAGUGUUACUAUGUCUUUGGAGAUUUAUGUGCAAACAUGGCAGCACUCUCACUCGCUGAUGCCUCAGAAGCUGACCAAGACGUGCUAGCGCCCUUGCCCGGAGCACCCCCGCACUGGGCGCCAACUGCCCCACCAAUGGUCUACGCAUCUUCACAAAUGAGUUAUCAGAGCCAGCCCCCUUGUUACCAGCAGGUUACUGGCGGUUAUGCAUCGUUCGACACCGCCAGUUUUACCAGUUUUGGCAAUGGAAGUAUAGGCAGUGCCGGUAGUGGUGGUAGCAGUGGUUCUGGCAAGAGUCAAGAAAAAAGUAAAUCGCACAGCAAAGGCAGUGAAAGCGGCAGUGAAUCAGACCUAACGCUCAACGCCAGCCGUCCUGGCAGCACCCAAGGUGAAAACCCCCCAGUGCAAGUACCCGUUCCGCCCCCACCACGUCAAUUAGGCCAAAUGCCGGUGGAUCUCUCCGGCAGUCGGCAGUCAUUCCGUAUGGCUAUGGGAAAUCCAUGUGAGUUCUUCGUUGAUGUGAUGUGAGGGCGCUGCUUACGUUAGGUAGUGUUGUGUAGAUGCUCAGUCAGAGCCUGUCGAGGCAGGGUAGUCUGAUUAAUUUAUUUAAAACUUCUGAACUUGAGUUAAACCCGGCAAAAAUAUACUUAAUAUAAGUUGGAUAUAAAGUAUUGAAGUUAUUUAUAAAAGAGUUAAAUAACAUUAUAAUAAACUUGAUGUUUCAGAACAUCAUGUACAUUAAGGUAUAUGUGAUAGGCUCAAAUGAGUCAUGUGACCUUAAUCAUGUGGUAUUAGUCAUGUGAUGGUAAUCAUGUGGUUUUGAGCGCUUCUCAUUGAAAUGACCUCUGUGAAAGGUCACCAGGUAAAGUAAAAGAUACAAUAUUGGUUUUGCAGACACAAUGUUUCGUCAUAUGAUCGAAGCGUUAAGGUUUCAUAUCGGAUGAACUGUUGGUUCACUCAACCUCAUAUGCAAGUUAAAAUAAUGAUUGUUGUUGCUAAUUAAUGUAAUUGGUCAGAUUAAUGUAAAACAAGUUUGAUAUAUAUUGUAAAAAUAUAGUAGAACUUACUCUGUUGUUCAGCCAAUUGUGAUUAUUUCAUUACUUGGUAUAAUUAUUUAUUUGUCAGUCAGCUUCCCAUUUGUAUUUGUUUAUAAACAUACAUUAGGCCAGUCAUAUAGUACUUAACGUAAACACCUUUAGAAACAAACAGGACAUUAAAUUAUACUUGAGACAUUAUAAGAUAUAUAAAGCCAAUGGCUUUAAACCACCUGGUAAUUAUUUAACAGCAACUAGCACAAUCGGUAUCGUUUUAUUUUCAAGGAGUGUUUUGUGUCAUCCCCUUGAGCGUCACCUGACCUGGACCACUCCGUUUUAAGGAAAGUAAGGCACUCUCGGGGAAGUCGGUUUAAAGAUCAAGUCCUUCGUAGCGAUUAGAACAAGUACCCAGCUGGUUAGUAGGCCCCGUCCUUGACGAUUGAUCCCUAAACUGUCAAGUGAAUUUGAAAGGUAUUUCCUCGAUCAGUUUUAACCAUGCAGUUUUAACCACACACGCUUGGGCAGCGGACUUGCUGGAGAUCUUACCUCAUUGGUACACGGUUAUAACAUUGGUAAAUGUAUAGCGCCCUCAAUCAUUGGUUUCAACAUUUCUCAGCAAUUGCUUGGUUUAAAUUGCCUGCAUAGAACUAUUUUGAAUCGUCACACUCACAAUUGUACUGCAUAAAUCGUAUUUAUAAAACUCAUAUCAGGCUCAUGAAAAUAUUUUAACCGGUUCAAAUUCUUGACUGCAAUCAUAAACAUAUUCAAAAAUACAAGUUUAGCAAGAGCAGCGUAUAGGAUGUGUAACAUCACAUUGCUUACUUAACGUGUCCAUCCAUGGCAUAUUAGUUCCCAAUUUAUACACAACACAUGUUCCAUCCAUCGGUGUGCCAUUCCUUCACCUUUGACACAUACCGCAAGUCAAACUAACAGCAUGAAAUCACACAAUCAUAGCUUUUGUCAAGAGAAUUUGACAGACCAAAAUAAUAUUGUUAUUAUUAUUAUUAUUGUUAUUUAUUUAUUCAUUUAUUAUUUUAUUUUUUUGUGUGUGGUAUGUCAUGUAUGUAUUCUACACAUAUAUAUCUGCAAAUGCAUUUGUACAGGGUGGCUGCUGUCAAUGGGAAAAAGGGCAGAGGACCAGGAAUUUGAAUACCAGGAUCAAAGCAGUUAAGGAAACUGUAGUUAUACUGUUGCAGUGGACAGAUUAAAUUGAAUAAGCAAAGAGUUGCAUUUAGAAAGUUAAAUGACAUAAAGAUGAUAAUUAAAAAUAAUAACUUUGAAAUUGAUGAUAGAUGUUAUGAUUGUGAUUAAUGGAAAAUCAUCUAUAAAUAAUCUAUAUAUAUAUAUAUAUAUAUAUAUAUAUUGUAAGGUUUUUCAUGUCAGCUUCACUAUCAUAUUAUCAGAAUGACAAAUGAUGAAGAAAAAGGGAUGUUUUGUAUAAAUAUAUAUACAAGAUGAAAUGUAAACUGUAAUUUAAUCGCAUUGUGAUCCAGAAUAGCAAAUCGUGGAAAUGUAAUCCCUUGCGUGGAAAUGGAGGGAAAAAAAUUCUUGAUAUGGAUGAUGUCUUAUUUUUUCUGUGAGUGAUCAAUGUUAUAAAUUAUAAUGUGAGUUUUUAUACAGGCAUAGGCCUUAUACAAUAUUUCUUAUAAAUGUUUUCUUUAAAAUAGUGACACCAAAAAUUGGAUAGUUUAAUAAAUCAUGACAUUGAUUGGUAGAUACAGUAUAUUGACUUGAGAAAUUUAUCAAACUUGUCUUUUGUAAUAAAUUAUUAUUACCAUUUUUUUUAACUUAGUUUUAUUGUUAAAGAAAAUUUACUUUAUUGUUUUAUUAUAUAAUAUUUUAUUAGAAUUGUUAGGUUUUGUUUGACCUAGGUUUGUUAUAAGUUGCUGGUAUCAUGACUUCACAUCAUUUUGAUAGAUACAUUUUUUGUACAUAUCAUUUCUUCUGUUUUUAAAUUCUUUUGAAUUAUUAGCAUUUAUCCUUAUUGGUUUUUUUUAAUGGUUGUUACAUGAACUAGAAAUACAAUGCAUACCCACCAUUCCUGUCAAAUGUUCGUUUUUAUAUAAUUAUUGAAUCACCUUCAAAAUUAGGUUAUUAAUGUUUCCUUCUCCGAAUUAUAUAGUUUUUAUAUUGAAUAGUUCCCUUUUUUUUAAAUAAAUUUUUGAGAUAAAAAAGUACCAGAAAAUGAAUUCGUAUUCUAUGACUUGUACACUGAGAGGAUCUUUUUUAAGUACAUGAGAAUGAUGUUGUUAUUCAUACAUAAAUUUUAUCAUGCACAUACAUAUGUUACGUGUGUAUUCUAACACUCGUUUUUUGUGUUAGCUUCAUAGUAACCACUGAUUGAAUGUUUAUUUCUGUAUUCAACUAAAUUUUAUAAGGUAUAGAAUCAAGUCUCAGCUUUUUGUAUUGUGUGUACAUUUGUAUUUUUACCGCAUGGCAAUCCAUUUGAGUAACACCAUGCGUAAUUACGCAUAUUUGCGUCUAUGAUAUUGUUAAAGUGGAACAAGGACAAUAAAAUUAGUGUAAUCAAAAGAUAAAUAUAGAAAGAUUCCGUCUACAAUUCAUUAGAAAAUGUAAGCGAAUAUUAAUAUUUGUACAGAGAUGUUAAGAUUUUGUUGCAGAUAUCAAGGAGUGACGUAAUAAUUGAUGAUUACUGAAGCAUGCAAUAGGCGCAUUGUUGCUUAGUUACCAAUUGCCAUAAACAUGUUUUUAUUGCAUUGGCGAUUUUCAGUAUAACUUCUUCGUGAGUUAUUAUAACGAUAUAGACGAAUUAGCCAUGAAGGACUUUGUGUACAAGUCUAUAUCUUGUGCUGUCAGGUGUGCUCCUGAUGCUCACCACGUGGCAACAAAAAGCGCCACCUCUUUUGGAAAUAAAUUUACUCAAACGUAUUUAGGAAGUUUGUGAUUUUUAGAGAUUUUUUUUUUCAGUUAAAAUGUUAAUCAUGUUUGUGUUAUUACCUCUUUUGUGCCCUUCAAUAUAGUUAUAGGCCUAGGUGUCAAAUAUUUCCAUCCAACAAACGUGUAAAAUGUACAUGCCAUGGUAGAAUCAUGCCGAGCAGCUUAGCUAGUAAAUUGGGUGAAUAUCGGUGCAUACCUGGCAAAUUGUACGAGGAGCUCGCUUAAUGAAUUUAAAUUUUGUGGGUGUUUUGUAUUCAAAAGAGGAAUGGAUGAUUUAAUUAAGCCGACCAUUCGCAUUUCCAAAUAAUUCCAAAAUUGUAAAUAAAGAACCGUCAAAACUUA
Molecule: messenger RNA, 6256 nt
Organism: Anneissia japonica
Lineage: Eukaryota; Metazoa; Echinodermata; Crinoidea; Comatulida; Comatulidae
Product: segment polarity protein dishevelled homolog DVL-3-like
Exons: 14
Coding region: 825-2510 (561 amino acids)
Biological process (GO): intracellular signal transduction; canonical Wnt signaling pathway
Cellular component (GO): cytosol
Molecular function (GO): frizzled binding
Source: RefSeq, a predicted model, not a curated record